CGGCGCUCAGCGCGCGGCGGGUUUCAAGUGAAGGGUUAGUGGGUGAGGGCGGAAGUGAAACGCUGCGCGGGAAGGAUGGAGCCCGCGGUGGAGACUCGGGCUGCGGCUGCUGUGCGGGAGGUGUUGGCAGAGGCGACGGGCAUCCUGGAGCCCGUAGGUCCGCGGGAGGAGGCAGAGCUGCCGGCCCAGGUCCUGGCCGAGUUUGUGGCGGACUCCCGCAAGAAGGACAAGCUGCUCUGUAGCCAGCUGCAGGUGGCGGACUUGCUGCAGAAUUUCUUGGCUCAGCAAACCAGCCAGGGCCUGGAUCCCUUGGCUUCCGAAGACAUAAGCCGGCAGAAAGCAGUCGCCGCUAAGGAGCAGUGGAAAGAGCUGAAGGCCGCUUACCAAGAGCACGUGGAGGACAUCACAAGGAUGCUUACGCACUUCACGCCCAAGGUGGACGAGGUCCAGAAAAAGCGAGCCCAGCUCCAGGACGCCCUGGAGCAGCUCCAGGCCAAGAAGCAAUUAGCUGCGGAGAAACUCAGGACAGCCCAAAAGCAGUGGCAGCUACAACAGGAGAAGCAGGUGCAGUUUCUGGCAGAGGUGUCUGCAGAAGUAAGAAACGCCAAGACGGGCAUCCAGCAGGAACUGGAGCAGCUGUCUCGGGAGCUUGAAGCCUUGAAGCAGCAGUCGCUGCAGGAGCAAGACAAGCUGCGGCGGCACCAAAUCUUUCUCCAGCUUCUAUACACCCUGCAGGGUCAGGUGCAGGCAGAAGAACCAGAACCACAAACCAACAAUCUGCCUGAGGAAAAACCCCAGUAGCUGACCCAGCGCCAGGAGCAGGACACUGUAGGGACCUCAGAGAGAAAGAAGAGCGUAUUCUCCGAGGCAGAUGAGGAAAGCAACAGAGAGGGCGAUGAAGAGAGAAACGGGGAGACAGGUCUUACGCGGUGCCCAUUCUGUGUCCUUCAAGGCUGAUGACCCAAAGCCCACUGGAGGUGCAACCUUACCAAGGUAGAGUUUGGCAGGAAAGGAUGCUAGAACUGGUCAGGGCCCCUCUGUCCCUGGACUUGGGUGUAGAGAGAGGAAGAACUUUUCGGUCUCUUGUCCAAAUCUAAGCUCCACUGCUCAUGGAGGAGAUGAGUUUUGGGAAGGAAGAACGAAUUCCUCUUGGGGUUGAACCUGAGAACCUCAUCUCCAGCUCUGGCAUGAUGCUUCGUCCACGGUGGGCUAGCCCAUCUCUUCUGCAGCCCCACCCCCUCACUCUACCCUCUGCAGAAUGAACUGUCAACUUCCUGAUAUCUGAUGACAACCCAGGUGGGGCAGACUCUGGCUUGUGUUGUUUCAAAGUGCUGACGCACAUUCACUGGCCUGUUUGUGUGCCCAUCUCCAUAUGUUAGUGGAAGGAGUCACACUUAAAAGGCCACCAACCUGUCAGGCAAUGGGACACAUACAAAUAAGAUCCAGACCAGAAGCCCAAAGCAAAUAAUGCCAGGCUUACAUUAGAAGCAAAGCACUUGGUGCAGGUGUUGAACCACAGAGACAUAAAGUUGAUCACUAAGCCAAAUAUUUAUCAAGUCUCUGCCCUGCUUUGCACCAGACCCCUUGUUGUAAACAGAAUUUGCCACAAUAGGCUGGUCUGGUCAUGUACUAGCCGUGUGGAACUUAAUUGCAGUGGGUAAGUCAGUAAGUUAAUAAAAGAGCUUCAGAGCAAUGCCUUUGAGAGAUUAUGAGUGGCCGUCUAAGACAGAAAGACUGAUGGCAACUCUAAGUUGAAACCCCGUUGUUCACAUGAGAGCAGGACCUUCUGUAAAUCAAUAUUAAGUCACUAGUAAGAAAAGAAAAAAAAGGACCUUCAUGUGUCAUGGAAAUCUAAACAUCUCGGAGAAGUCUCUCCAUUGCACCUAUCUCCUCCCUCCCACAGGGUCUCUGCUAUUUCGUCCCAGCUAUCUCUCGUCCAGUCUUAUUCUUGACCUUUUUUCUCCUGGGUGUAUUUGCCUGUCUCUGUGCUCUCUCCCAUCCCCAGCCCAGUUUCAUACAUGAUUUAUUUUAUAAUACAAGGGAAAUAGAAAAUUGAGUUCCAGCCUUAGCAUCACAAGGGCCAGAAACUUACUCCAGGAAUGAGAAGACACUCCCAGAGUGACCAUCAAAAUUGAGGGUGAAAGUUAAUAUCUUGAGAUACUGUGGGGCCAAAGAGCAAAGACUGGGCAGCUGUAGUCAGAUUUAAGGUGCAACAAAAGUGCUGUUUUCUCCCAAGCUUCACUCAAGAAGCUGGGGAAGUCAGUCCACUUGGGCCAGAAAAGGAAGGCUUCAUAACUGCUGUGAUCAAAUCUCUGAAUUGCCUUGCUAGGUUGGUGCCUCAACUUAACCAGAAACAUCUCAGGUGACAAGCUCAGAAGUUGUCCUAAUUUUUCAGACACAGAAGCUGAAUUUCAGCUUUGUGUUUUCUGACUUCUUAUAAGUUCCCGAAAGUCUGGCAUUAACUUUUGUUUGUACAGGGUACAUCAUGUGUAAUGAGAUCACCAUCCCUGGGAAAUUACCAUCACUUAAUGUGAACGGCACUUAAAAUGCCGAAAGGGACUGCAGAAAGGGCUCUCUCUCUCCCUGCCAAAGAUUUCCUUUUCUUCAGUCAGAUGAGGGACAUAGAAGCUAUGAACAAAGAAGCAUGGAUAGGAUUAGUGAAGCAGCAGUGAAAAUACUUACUUUUACCUUUAACAGUAUUAUUCUAGAUAGCUUCACAUAAAAUUUAGAUGAAUAGAACUUCCCCAAUAGCUCUGAAGAAUUACAUUUCCUUUUAUGAUUAAACACCAUUUUGCUUGUUUUUCCCAGUCUUGGUUUCCUAGCCUGUGCUAUUUUAAGGAGUUUUCAUGUCUACUUUAAAAAAAAAAAAAAAAAGAAC
This is a messenger RNA of Erinaceus europaeus (western European hedgehog), 2878 nucleotides long. RefSeq names its product ZW10 interacting kinetochore protein (gene ZWINT). The transcript is spliced from 7 exons. Lineage: Eukaryota; Metazoa; Chordata; Mammalia; Eulipotyphla; Erinaceidae. Gene Ontology annotation, biological process: establishment of localization in cell; mitotic sister chromatid segregation; mitotic cell cycle checkpoint signaling. Gene Ontology annotation, cellular component: dendrite; cytosol; nuclear body. The record is from RefSeq and is a predicted model, not a curated record. Bases 76 to 801 code for a protein of 241 amino acids.